Glycine soja is the source of this 852-nucleotide messenger RNA. RefSeq names its product protein MAIN-LIKE 2-like. Gene Ontology annotation, biological process: meristem maintenance; meristem development. The record is from RefSeq and is a predicted model, not a curated record. Bases 1 to 852 code for a protein of 283 amino acids. Lineage: Eukaryota; Viridiplantae; Streptophyta; Magnoliopsida; Fabales; Fabaceae. The transcript has 2 exons.
AUGAUUGCGGCCACCGGAUUGGAUCCAUUGAUCAGGUGUUCUGUGAUCACCUCUGAUCCUGGACUCAUAUCCGCCUUUGUUGAGAGGUGGCAUAGGGAGACGAGCAGCUUGCACCUCCCAGUAGGGGAGGUGACGAUCACUCUAGACGACGUUUCGUCACUGCUGCACAUUUCGACUACUGGCGUGCUGCAUUCAUUCGAGUUGCUGGUUACAUCAGACGCAGUCGCCCUGUUGACGGAGCUACUUGAGGUCACCGCAGACAAGGCUACAGCUAAGACAUGUCAGGCAGGUGGGCCUCAUGUUCGGUUGUCCUGUCUUCAGGACAUGUACCAGAGUAGGUGUCGGGCCAGGCAGUGGGUUGCUGCAGCUCGGACAUACCUACUUCAUUUGGUUGGUUGCACUCUUUUCGCUAACAAGAGUGCAACCCAUGUCCAUGUUGUGCACCUGCAGGCAUUCAGAGACUUAGGUCAGGCAGGGGCAUUCUCUUGGGGAGCGGCCGCUUUGGUCCACUUGUACGAUCAGCUUAACGAGGCGUCCCAGGCCCCUACAUGGCAGAUGGUUGGUUACAUUUCACUACUUCAGUGCUGGAUUUACGAGCACUUUCCAUCAGUCCACAGGUCUGUUGUUGACGAUGGUUAUGUUGAGGCUAGCCCACAUGCCUGUAGGUGGCUUACGGGUAAGGCCCAGAUGACCGGGAUUAAGGGAGCCCCUUACAGAGCACGUAUUGAUGCCCUGACAGUGACCGACCUCUGUUGGAUGUCGUAUGCUGAGCAUCGGGGAGUUCGAGGCUAUGACUUGAUCUCCUCCUACACGGGGCAAGUCAGAUGGGGUCCGAUCAUCGUCUACCUUUGA